Molecule: messenger RNA, 987 nt
Organism: Acanthosepion pharaonis
Lineage: Eukaryota; Metazoa; Mollusca; Cephalopoda; Sepiida; Sepiidae
Source: the annotation of a GenBank genome assembly
AUGUUCUUAUCUAUCUAUCUAUCUAUCUAUCUAUCUAUCUAUCUAUCUCAGUCUGAUCAUUAUCUAUCUAUCUAUCUAUCUAUCUAUCUAUCUAUCUAUCUAUCUAUCUAUCUAUCUCAUUCUGUUCAUAUGUAUCGGUUUAUUUAUCUCAGCCUGUUCGCUUUUUAUCUGUCUAUCUCAGUGUGUUCAUUAUCUAUCUAUCUAUCUAUCUAUCUAUCUAUCUAUCUAUCUAUCCCAGCCUCUUCUUUUUUAUCUAUCAAUAAAUCUAGCAAUCUCACUGUUUCCCUCCCUUUAUUUUCUCUCUCUUUUCUUUUAUCGUUCCAAUUACGUUCUAUAACCCACCUCUCUCUCUAUUUCUCAUUCCUUCUAUCUCUCUCACCCACUCUUUGUCUAUCUAUCUAUCUAUCUACCAAUCUAACUGUUUAUAUCUAUCAAUCUCUCUUCCAAUCUGGUUAUCUUCCUUGGCAUUAUCUAUCCAUCUAUCUAUCUCGUUCAUAUCUAUCUAUCAGUCUUUCUCUCUUAGUCGUUAUAUCUAUCAGUCGUUCAUAUCUAUCUUGCUAUUCGGUUCAUAUCUAUCAGUCGUUCAUAUCUAUCUAUCUAUCUAUCUAUCUAUCUAGCCAUGAAUCACAGGAUGAAUAUUUUUCUCACUUCCUUUCUCUGAUGCUAAAUCUCAACGACCAUAUCUAUCUAUCUAUCCAUUUAUCUUUCUAUCUAUCUUGCUAUCUAUUUAUCUAUCUACUCAUCUAUUUAUCUAUCUUAUCGUUCAUAUCUAUCUAUCAAUCUAUAUAUCUAUCUAUCUAUCUAUCUCAGCCUAUUCCCAUCUAUCUAUCUAUCUAUCUAUUUCUAACUAUCUAUUUCUCUCUAUCUAUCUACCUAUCUAUCUCAGCCCUUUCAUUAUCUAUCUAUCUAUUUAUCUGUUUCAGUAGGUUCAUAUCUCUCUAUCUAUCUAUCUCUGGACAAUCGGAUAAGCGAGGAGAAGUCAGGUAG